Daktulosphaira vitifoliae (grape phylloxera) is the source of this 865-nucleotide messenger RNA. RefSeq lists its product as uncharacterized. Lineage: Eukaryota; Metazoa; Arthropoda; Insecta; Hemiptera; Phylloxeridae. The coding region runs from base 156 to 713 and encodes 185 amino acids. The record is from RefSeq and is a predicted model, not a curated record. The transcript has 4 exons.
UAGUAAUAUGUAUUGUAUUUAGAUAAUUGUAUUUUUAAAAACUGUCCACUACUUACUAUAUUAGUUGAUUGGAAAAUAUUCGUAUUACAACUGAUCUAAAUAUUAGAAUUAUUUAUAUUAAUAAUUAUUGCAUAAAAAUUAUAAAUAGUGAUGUAAUGGAGUUCAGACAGGUUAUUUCAAUAGCAAUUUUACUUUCUUCAGUUCCUUUACAAUUACUCUUAUUGAAGUAUAACCGAGAAAUUAUACAAUUUUUUUCCAAUGUUUAUCAAAGUUUACCCGAUGAAUUCUAUUUAAGUGAUUACAUAGUGGACUACAUAGAUCCAAGGGCUAUUUUUUGGAGUAUAUUUGAUUAUUCGGACACGAUAAAAGACGACAACGAAAGCGAAGAUGAAAAUAUAAAUAGCGCCGAAAUUCAUGAAUUUAGACCCCCACAUUUAAGGUACAGAGUUGGGGAUGUAGUAGUAACAUUGGAUGUCAAUUUAGCAAUAAUAGUGGGAUGGUCUAUAGAUAAGUCUGAUUUAACCAAAGAACCUCGUUAUUUUUUAUUAAUCGAGGGUAAUAAGAAAGAAGUAACAUUUUAUGACCAAAAUCAAUUAAUACUUUUAGAAGGCAUUAAGCUAUAUAAUAAAAUGUCAAACUAUUAUUUUGAAAAAUUUGAUGGCGCAAGGUAUAUACCAAAGAAAUGGCUACAAAAAAUGUACCCAAAAGAUUAGAUAAUUAAUUAAUGUGUGAUAAAUUAUAAUUAUUAGGACAAUACAAAAGAAAAUUAUGUUUUGUUGUCAAUUAUUAUUAUUAUUGUUAUUGUUACAAUAAAUUCAUUUAUAAAAAAAUUAGUAUACAAUAAAAUAAUACUUUAUUUUUAAUA